UAUCCAUUAUCUUUAAAGAUGUUCAAUCACAACUUACAUUUUUUGUUUACUAUUAUUCCUUUUUUAAUAAUUAUUUCCUCAAUCCAUGGAUGGGAGUUAGACGAGCCAUUUAUAGGCUCAUUGAGUUUUUAUAGUGAUCUACUAUAUGGUUGGUGUGUAACAAAACCGACUGAUUCAGAACAUGAUUUGUUAGUUGCUGUUAGCACGACACUAUUUAAAACAGGAAUAUUUCCAAGUCAAGAUCCACUUUGCCACGUUUGUCUUAAAGUUGAUUACAACGGGAAAUGUAUCACAGUCCCUGUCAGAGAUAUCUGCUAUCCAAAUGAAUGUUCUGCAACAGACGCUAAAUUGUCACAGCCUGCGUUUGAAAAGCUCGAAAGUUUGUCAGUUGGAAGCGUUCAAAAUGCUACAUUAACAUUUGUCAAAUGUGAUGGUGUGACAGAUGGAAACGAGAAAAAAGUAUAAAUAUAAGUAAUUGAAGAUGAAUAUGAAGAAUAAAAAUUAAAUUGAUAAAAGAUG
This is a messenger RNA of Meloidogyne enterolobii, 519 nucleotides long. The record is from the annotation of a GenBank genome assembly. NCBI's taxonomy places the organism in Eukaryota, Metazoa, Nematoda, Chromadorea, Rhabditida, Meloidogynidae.